AUUUCUUUUUCGCACCUCGCAUGAAUAGUCUACUAUUUUCUUCAUGGGAUCGGGGACACAUUCAGCUCUCCUUGAUCACUUGCACCAGAUUCUUGCACUCCUCAGUAAUUCAGGACUCUCCACACACUAGCAGUCUCGGAGAUAUCACGUUGGCCUUGGAGAAGCUGUACUUGCCGAUUGAGCCGAAGAGCUGCCAACAGGUUUCGAUUGUGUCUCCAGCUUGUUGCUUUGCUUUUAUUUUCUGACGAGAGUUAGGCUCUUAGUCAUCCGACAUGGAGAUCUACAACCCUUCCUCGCAGAAGCGGUCAAGGAACCCGGAGAUGUCGAUCCCCGCGGGAGUGCGCAUUCGCGGACCCAUGAGGCCGGAAUUUGAGAAGAUUUUCACUCGGGAUGCUCUUGAGUUUGUAGCUGAGUUGGAGAGAAAGUUCAGGCCGAGGGUCAAGUAUAUCUUGAAGUGCAGGGAGGAGCAGCAGGCGCGCUAUGAUGCUGGAGAGCUUCCCAGUUUCGACCCCGCCACGAAGGCGAUUCGCGAGGGAGAGUGGACCUGCAGCUCCCCCCCAGCCGCCAUCGCUGACCGGCGGGUGGAGAUCACUGGCCCUGUUGAGCGGAAGAUGAUUAUCAACGCCCUCAACUGCGGCGCCAAGAUGUUCAUGGCGGACUUUGAGGAUUCUUUGGCCCCUACGUGGGACAACAUCAUCUCCGGGCAAAUCAACCUAAGAGAUGCCGUGAACAGGACUAUCACGUACGAGGACAAGGCUCGCAACAAGACCUACAAGCUGAACAGUAAGACGGCUGCGCUUCUGGUUCGCCCUCGUGGCUGGCAUUUGCAGGAGUCGCAUAUCGAGAUUGAUGGGGAGCCUGCGACAGGCGCUUUGAUCGAUUUUGGAUUUUACUUCUUUCACAACCACGCCAGCUACAGAGCGAAGCAUGGUGGCUACGGACCUUUCUUCUAUUUGCCCAAAAUGCAGCACUCUAGGGAAGCUGCAGUGUGGAAUGCGGUUUUUGACCAUGCUGAGGACGUCUGCGGGGUGCCUCGCGGCAGCAUUCGCGGAACAGUGCUCAUUGAGACACUGCCAGCAGUAUUUCAGAUGCACGAGAUCCUGUACGAGCUCCGCGAGCACUCCGCAGGGCUUAACUGCGGACGUUGGGACUAUAUCUUCAGCUUCAUCAAGACUGUCCGUGCUCAUCCCGACAGGCUACUCCCUGAUCGUGUGCAGGUUGGUAUGACUCAACACUUCUUGAAGAGCUACACGGAGCUGUUGAUUCAAACCUGCCACAAGCGCGGCGUACACGCCAUGGGCGGCAUGGCUGCACAAAUUCCAAUCAAGGACAAUCCCGCCGCAAACGAAGCUGCUGCGGCACUUGUUAAGGCUGAUAAGCUGCGUGAAGUCCUUGCCGGGCACGACGGUACCUGGGCUGCUCACCCAGGCCUCGUCCCCCUGGUGCUCGAAGUAUUCGACCAGAACAUGCCCAAGGCUAACCAGUUACAUGUGAAGCGUGAAGACGUGAAUGUGACCUGCGCAGAUCUUCUGCAGAUGCCCAAGGGGACGAGAACCCUAGAGGGGCUUCGAUUGAACACCAGAGUUGGAGUUCAGUACCUGGCAGCAUGGAUGACAGGAACAGGAUCUGUGCCCUUAUACAAUCUCAUGGAGGAUGCUGCAACCGCUGAAAUCAGCCGCGUCCAGAACUGGCAACAAAUCAAGUAUAAUGCCGUCCUCGAUGGUGGCCUCGUGCCAGGCAUGCGAGUGACGAAGGAGCUGUUCGCCCGGGUGUUGGACGAGGAGCUCGUGCGCAUCGAGAAGGAGGUGGGGCCUGCCAAAUUCGCCAACGGGCGUUACCAGGAGGCGGCCAAGUUGUUUGCCAAGCAAUGCACAGCGCCUGUGUUGGAUGAUUUCCUCACCCUGGAUGCGUACCGCAACAUUGUAACGUUCGCUCCUACUGCUCGCAUGUGAAGCUCUUCCACACGAGUUCGAGGUUGUCUUUGGAUCAUGUGCAGGAUUUGGCUUGCAGAGAACUUGUACAUAGUUCUGAAGCUGAGGGUUUCUUAGUUUGAACAAUGAUGUACCGCUUGGAUACAACCUAGUAGGGUGAGUGAGUGAGUGAGUGAGUGCAUCAAGCACUAUGAGGCAUUGCAAUAAAAAAAUUACUUUGUGGCUGCUCAAACAGUGCGCCACCUCAAGCUCGUUUUUGUGGAUCAAGUCAUAUCUGCAGUUAGGGUUUACUCCUCUCAAAAGCAUCAAUUCUUACUACCCUCAAUAAUAAGUAAAAGCAAAGUCUGCGAACUUCCUAA
Messenger RNA from Physcomitrium patens, 2290 nucleotides. The record is from RefSeq and is a predicted model, not a curated record. NCBI's taxonomy places the organism in Eukaryota, Viridiplantae, Streptophyta, Bryopsida, Funariales, Funariaceae.